CCUCCAAAAUAAAACAGAAACCUCGAUAUCUUUCCACUAAUCUGACAGUUAUUAAUCUCACCACCAAUCACUUGGGGCCACGUUUUCACACCCCCUGAAUCAAGUAUAUUCCCUCACAAUUUUUCUUUACAGCGCUGACACCCCCAAAACCCUAAACCCCUGAUUUCUGAUUCCGAGUGGUCUAUGAUCGCUCAUUUCGAACGCAAGCUCAGCUGCUCAAGCUUGCCGAGUUUCAUUAGUAUGCAAAGCUCUGUCAAGCAGAAACUUCGUGCUUUUCUAUAGACUCAGUGUGCUGGAAGAUGUUGAGCUACACUGUAUUGCUCGGUUUAUUUCUUCUUCUCAUGGUGGACCAAACGGCGUCGCAUUUGAGCUCUGGUCCACACAUUGCAGACGUCAAUAUUCUGCUGCCUCCCAAAAUGACUCAUCCGGUCGAGUAUAGGCUUCAGGGAAGUGAUGGUUGCUUCAAAUGGUCAUGGGAUCAUCACGAUAUUCUGUCUGUUCUGCCCGAAUAUAAUUCAACUAGUCACUGCUCAACAAGUGCGCGGUUGAGAUCAAUUGCUCCUUAUAGUGGUCGAAAGGAGACUGCUGUUUACGCUGCUGAUGUAAAUACUGGAGCUGUGAUUCGCUGCAAAGUGUUUAUUGACAAACUUUCCAGAAUUCAGAUAUUUCAUAAUUCCAUUAAGCUUGACUUAGAUGGGCUUGCCACGCUUCGAGUCCGUGCCUUUGAUAGUGAAGGUACUCUUUGAAAUGCUAAUGAUCACGAGAUGUUUGGGGCCAUUGAAUUCU
This is a messenger RNA of Prunus avium (sweet cherry), 786 nucleotides long. Lineage: Eukaryota; Viridiplantae; Streptophyta; Magnoliopsida; Rosales; Rosaceae. The record is from RefSeq and is a predicted model, not a curated record.